Messenger RNA from Pseudomassariella vexata, 1044 nucleotides. RefSeq lists its product as uncharacterized. The record is from RefSeq and is a predicted model, not a curated record. The transcript has a single exon. NCBI's taxonomy places the organism in Eukaryota, Fungi, Ascomycota, Sordariomycetes, Amphisphaeriales, Pseudomassariaceae. The coding region runs from base 76 to 867 and encodes 263 amino acids.
AGUGCAAAGUCUGACUCUACACCGCAGGAUACUGCUACACGAGGCACUUCGCCUUCUAGCACUUCUCAAUCUCCAAUGGCCAAGCCACCUUGCCGAAUCUGUGCAAAAAUGCGGCAGCAGGCGGCUCUGGCGAGAGCUCAAGGUUUGCCAAUGAUGAAUCCAAAUAUCUCUCCUCACAUGCUCCCUCAGAUAUCGUGCCAUCCGCCAUAUCCUGCACAUCUGCAUCCCCCUGUCAUGAAAAUGUCUCCUGCCAAUAUGCCGAACUUCGGCCCUGCUUUCGGUCCAAUGAUGAUGCCGAUGAGUAUGAACGGCUUUGGCUGCAUUACGAAACAAGCGCGCCCUUCCACCCAGAAAACAGGCAACCAAACCCCAGGGCCCGCGCUUCCUCAACAGCAGACCAACACUAGAGAAUCCAGCCAAAGUGCGGCUUCUUCGGUCCCUAACAGUGCGAAGUCUAAGCCAGCAGCUGCUCCUUCAAGUUCUUUCAAGCCUCCCGCCUCUCUCAUCCAGCCGAAUUACCGAAAGCCAUCCCCAAACUUGAUCGUGGAUGUAGCCGAGACCUGCCAGGAGAAGUUCCCUUUUGAGGAAGUGGCAAAGCGUCACAACACUACAGUCGACAAGGUCGUCGAGAUAUUUGCAGCUAUUAUCCAAGUGCCGCUUUUGCGAAGUACGACUGACAGAAGGCGGCCGGGCAGGUUGGCCACGAGCAGGGUGAAGGAUUACACAAAGGCAAAGAGAGACAUCCAGGAGGCGAGAAGUGAGGGUCAUGGUGGAGGGAACAAAGUCCCUGCCAUAACCCCUUUGGAUAUUGCACAAAGCAUGGGGCUUACAGAACUACCUGAUGGAUUCACUUUGCCUUUCAAUUGAUAAGAGUUGGAGUUUGGAAAUGCAAACGGACGUGUAAAUUAAAAUCAAGCUGAAUGCUCUCUCAUAGCGUACGGGCGCAGUACGUACUGCUUUCUGGGUCUCGGGUGCGAAAUGGAUGGUUGUGCAGGACUUAGACUGCCGUGCCAACUAGAGAAUUGUUUAGCAACUGAGAGGACU